UCAGUGACGAUGGGUCUGUACACGAGAAGGCAACGGGUGCCUGCGCGGCUGACCUACACAUCUCCCCCCCUCCAUCCGACCAAAAAAUACGCAACGCCAAAGGUGGACCAGCACGGCUUACACGAGUAUACACAAAGUAGAUAAAACGCGCGCCUUUCUGGCAAUUUGUCUGCUUCACACACUGGUAAGGCCCCACGGCUGGAGUGCGCGGUCGACCGCCUCAGGGGCCGCCACAUACGACAAGAGGAGGCCGAAGUUGGUGACAGGCACGCCCAUCUCGCGCAGAUCGUCCACCCUGCAUACACACACCACUCAUGGCAUAGGAGGGGCUGCGGGUCUGUCUGUCUUGACUGUCUGUUUACUUACGUCUUAGUAGUUACCUGGCUUGCACCUUUUGUUUGUCGAUGUAGCAGCCCCCGCAGUGAAUCACCAACGAAUACGCCCCCAGACCUGAUAGCCAGACAGGACACCAUCAGCACAGCACGCAGGUGUGUUUGCUUGUGUUCGCAUCGUAUAAUGGAUAUGCACACAUGGAUAUGCACACACACAGCUCCACCCACCUUUGUCACUUUGGUCUUCAAUGUCAGGAAACUCCCUCCCGAAGGCAUGAUCGACGGCUAUGCUCGCCCCGCCUUGUGCCCUGAUGUGUCCCGGAAGCUGCACUGUCGCUAUGUCGUUGCACAGCUGGGUGAUCCUGUUGUGAUUGCAGCCCUCAGCUACCAACACACGAUCGCCUGCAGAAGACACAAUGAAGACAGGGCGAGAUUGUGUCUCCUCCUGUCUGUGUGCGUGACCUUGUUUGAUGUGUUUGAAUCUCUCGAGGCCCUCCACGAAUGUGGGCAGCUGGCCGCCGCUCUGUCUGUGCAGAAGGGCGAUGGAGAAUGUGGUGAUGUCGAUCAGCGGCCGAUUGGUGACCGGAUCCAGCGUCCACGGGUGCACGAUAUCCAUCGCCUGAACAACACACAGAGACACGGACGGGUCGAUCGUUUAUAUGUUCACGUGCACCCUAUGUGUGGAGCGAUGGAGCCUACUUGUGAGUCUGUGAUGAGCAGCUUGGGUCCUGCGGUUUGCUGCAGGACCAUGUUGAGCAUCUUGAGGAAGCGGCUCUUCUCCUCCUGCACCUCUGCUGGGUCGCUGCUGCGAGCCUGAAGCACACACAUUGCCUGCAUGAUACGCCAUGUACGUCAGUGCAGGCUGUGACAUUGUACCUUUGCCAGGUCCAUCCUGUAGGCGACUGUGGUCCCAUAGUGGCGAAUGAUCGACUCCUGCACCAUCGCCUGCAGCAAGAACACUCACUCAGAUUACUCACAUAAUAGCCCGACCAAUUCAAUGGAGGUGUGUGUUUGCGAACAUGUACCUGUGGGCGCAGCAGCCUGCCUGCGGGCGUCUCUGCGUCCAUGGGGAUGUUAAGGAAGAACACACUGUCGGCCGUCAAGUAGGACUCGGGCACACAGGGAAGGUCGUCGUGAUACAUACUGCCGUGAGCAGGGGACGACUGACGGAAGGAAGGACGACACGAGUGUGCACACGUGUGGCUUAGUUUGCUGUCUGUGUUUGUGCUCACCUGUAUGAACUUGACAAGUCGGUCUGAUGCCUCUGGGGCGCCGAGGUCGAGACACAGUACUCUGUGCAUCGAUGAAGGGUCGAGCAUCUCCAGCAGACGAACCACGCCAUCCUGAUUGAGAAUCCAUCCACACAGGCAGACAGAGCCAGUCACUUCUCAUGCGCAUUGCAUUCGUAUGGACGGACAGAGAGACACACCCAUCUGUCUGUCCUGUCUCACAGACCUCGAUCUGUCUCCUGGUCCAUCCCUGGGUCGCGCCCUCCUGCUCCUUGAUGUUAAAGACUAUGCUGACCUCCUUGUGCCUCUUCUCGCCCAUCUCGAUCAGGUACCGCUCCCACUGCAGGGCAUCGGGGGACGCCAAAGUGGGCUCCGUCGGUGAGAGCUUCUGCAACGGGUCCACGACCAGCAGCGCGAUGUCGCUCUCCUUCAACACGCUGCAAGGAUGGAGGACGAAGACGUAUACAUAGUGCCCGUUGGUUCUUUUGGUGUGUGCGUGCGUCCCCCACCUGAUCGUCUUCCUGCGCUUCUUCUCUCCGAGCUCGCCUCGUUCGUCAAUGCCGGCCGUGUCGAAGAGCUUGGUGGGCCCGAUGUCGUGCAGCUCCAUCAGAGUGAUCUUCGUGUCGGCCGUCGUGCCGGGCGUUGCAUCCACAAUAGACAAGUUGGAACGUGUCAACCUGCACUCACGUCCAUGCGUGUAUCCAACUGCCCGCCGCAUGUCGUGUGUGCACCUACUUGUUCAUGAGUGUGGAUUUGCCGGCAUUCAUGGCGCCGAAGAAGCCGAUGUUGAUCCUGGGCAGCUCGCUCGCACCGGGGGACUUGGGGGCUGCUGGUGAUGGCUUGGAGGAGAAAGAUCGCCUUGCAAGUGUGUGGUGGCUGCGGACAUGCUGAUAGAAAUGCGGUGGGUCGCCCCACACCGCUUUCGCCGCCUCCUUGCCUACAACACAUGCAUCCGUACGUCCACAGACAGCAGAUGGAUCCAUGUGUUGACUGACGGGUGCUCUGCUUCUAUGUGAGUGCAGCAUACCGAUGGAUUUGAGUCUGAAGUUGAGGCACUCCUUGCACUGCUCGGCCGUGUCGGUGAUGCACGGCUUGCCCUCGUACAGCUGGUAGUUCUCUCUGGACAGACCGGGCCGCACACACAGAUGGGUGUCAUUCCGUGUGGAUGCGUACGUGCGUCUGUCUAUGUGUACCUGAAUUGUGUGGGUGUGAGGAUGGGCAUCAGCACGUUAGCACCUCUCCGCAGUGCGACCUCGCGCCCGUUGGCAUUGAUCGCUUGCAAAGCUGCAGAGAGGUUGUGUAUGGACAUAGAGAAUGCGUGUGUGUGUAAGGGCAUGUGUGCGUCCCUCCGUACGGUAGGUACCUGUUGUGGCGGCGAUGUUGAUGUUGCCCAUGGUGAUACGGCAUAUGCUGAUCAGGACCGUGGUCAAGUCGAACAUCUCAGCCAUGUGCUCCUUCUUGUCAACAUGCCCGUACUGAGCUUGCCUGCGUGUCCAUCGGCACAAAUGUGGACGCAGAAGCGUGCAAGUGGGUACGUGUGUGCCUAGAGUAUCUACCACAUGUCUGCCACAGGUGUGUCUUCCUGUGUGAUGUAGGGCCCCAUGCCCACCAUGUCGAUAUCCUCAUCGCGAAAAAACACGAUGUCCCUGACAGACACGGAUGCAUCAUCGAAACGCACUCUUGUCAGCACAGAGUCCAGCCACGCACCUGGCAAGAUCCUCGAGAGUCUGUCCCGGGAUGCCAAUCAUCACACCGCUGCCGACCUGAAAGCCAACUUUCUUGAGCAGUCGAAGACACGCCAGCCGCUUCGCAAAGCUGCAUAAAGAUGCCCAUCGUGUGCACUCAGACACGUCUGUGCACGUUCAUGCUUACGGUUGCGUGGGUGGGUGUAUCUUGCUGUACAGUUCAGGGUUUGACGACUCGAUCCGCAGCAGAUACCGGUGUCCCCCGGCCUCAUGCAGCCGCCGGUAGUCGGCUUCGCUCAACUCACCCACUGAUAACGCUAUGCCGAUACCUGCGUCCACAUACACAUUCAGACGAAGACGUUUGGAUUCGUCCUGUGCAUGUUCGCGGACUCACGUACCUUUGUCUUUGAAUCGUGGGUCCGAGCCGAUGAAUGACUCCGACCGGACCUCUUCGAUCAGCUCGUCGAUUGCGGGAUCCUCAGCCUGGUUGCUGUGCCGCCGGUGGCGCUUCUCCUUCUCCAGAUUAGUCAACACCGUCUCGCGCCUACAGAUUGACACACAUACGUGCCCUUACACACAUCUGCAUUUGCAUUGUUUGCGCCGAUCCAUGUGUGCGUGGCGCACCUGAUGGCUGUGAUGACGUCUGUGAGGUACUUCAUUCUUGCAGGGUGGUUCAGCUCGCCACUCUGCAGCAUGACGGACCCAUAGCCGUUGUCGUGCGCCCACAGAGCUAUCGACAACAGCUGCUUCUUGCUGAUCGUGUACCUGAUCAACACAACAACCAUAAGCCAGCACGUUCGUGGGUAUUUGAAGAUGAUCUUGGUGUGUGUGCGUGAAUUGGGUGUGGCUCGGCUCACCGCUCCACGUUGGGUUGGUUCUUGCGUAUGCCACAGUACAGGCAGUCGUUCUGGCACACGUUGGAGAACUCUAUCAAGCCACGAUAGAACACCUCUGAAACACAACACACAUACAUACACACAAAGCCAGAUCUACCAUACCAAUCCCACCACACGAGGAAUACAAUACGCCUUCCUUCGAUGCUUACUUACUGUUGCCAAAGAAUCUGCGAGUGACUUCGUUUGCAUGAGCGAAUAGUGCCUCCCGCACCCGCUCAUCCCUCGAUCCCUCCUUCCAGCACAUCUCCAUCAGCCCAUGGAUCUCAUUCUGUCCCAGACACACCACCUCGCCCAGACCGAUGCCCCUCUUCAACACGUCACCCAACACACCUAACACAGACAGAUCAGAUAGACGCUUGCAAUGCAUCAACACCGAGUGAUGGUGUUCCUUCCUUCGUGUACGUACCUGCGGCUGCAUGUGCAUCCAUCAUCGGUGCGUACAGCGGCGCGCCAUCGUUGUUGGUGUUGAUCUGUGCAGCCUUCGGGAUGGCGAGAAAAGGAGAUGUCGAUGCCCGUGGCACAGAUGACGACGCCUGUGACGCGAGAGUGGACAAGAACCGGGACGGCAGGAUGGACAGCGCCCGCAUGGGCUCCACCGAGGACGGCAAAGCCCAGAAAAGGGGUCGAGCCAGCAUCAGCUCUUGAUCACCAAAAAUGAUGUCGGUUUCACUCUGCUUUCGGCAUUUCUCUCUGAUGUAUCAUCCUCUGAGUACCGCAGCCGACUCACCGAGGAGUUCUGUCAGACAAAUUGGUGCAAC
Molecule: messenger RNA, 4900 nt
Organism: Vitrella brassicaformis
Lineage: Eukaryota; Vitrellaceae
Source: the annotation of a GenBank genome assembly